AUGCUCCGCCAAUCCAUCGUCCGUCCUUUGUCCACUGCCAACCGUGCCCUUGCUACGCGGUCCUUCUCUGCUCUCGCUCCCAGAAUGGCCGAAGGCGAUGUCGGUUCUCCCCGGUCGGGUGGCCAGGCGCAAUCGGACUCGUUCCAGCGUCGUGAAGCCGCUCAGGAAAACUUGUACAUCCACGAGAAGGAAAUCGAGAAGCUCCGAAACCUGAAGAAGUCCAUCUCCGAGCAGCGCGCCCACCUGGAUAAGCUCGACAAGCACAUUGACGAGAUCACCAAGAACCAGGGUGGAGAGCAGAACUAA
Molecule: messenger RNA, 306 nt
Organism: Aspergillus melleus
Lineage: Eukaryota; Fungi; Ascomycota; Eurotiomycetes; Eurotiales; Aspergillaceae
Gene: INH1
Exons: 4
Coding region: 1-306 (101 amino acids)
Biological process (GO): negative regulation of ATP-dependent activity
Cellular component (GO): mitochondrion
Molecular function (GO): ATPase inhibitor activity
Source: RefSeq, a predicted model, not a curated record